UGAAACCGGGAAGAAAUCAACUGGAGACGCGUGAUCAUGUACAUCUUCUAUUUCUAAGAGAAAUUUGUUUUAUGAGUGCUUGGUAUCGUAUAAACGUAAUUUUAUAGCAUCCGUGCGUUUAACGGUAGUCACGUCUACCGAGAUUUUGUAUUUUAACGAAACGUUUUUGUAAAAUCGCUCAGAAACUCAUCCACCAAGGUCACAAGUGGCAGUAGAUGUGGAAGCUAAUCCUUAAGUACAUGUGAUCGUAGUGAAGCUGAAAUAUGGCUGGACUUAUAAACUUUGAAGAUGAUAAUGAAGUGAAGCAGUUUUUGGACAAUUUGGGAGUGGAGUACAGCUUCCAGUGCUACAAAGAUAAGGAUCCUGAAGGGUGCCAAAGGCUGGCAGACUACUUGGAGGGUGUGAAGAAAAACUAUGAAUCUACAGCACAAGUGCUCAAACAUAACUGUGAAACAUAUGGACACGGAGAGAGCUGCUAUAAACUGGGGGCUUACCAUAUCACAGGCAAAGGUGGAAUGGCCAAGUGCCUGAAAACAGCAUACUCCUGCUUUGUGCGCUCCUGCAGUGCUGGAGGAAAGAAGUCUGCAGAUGCUUGCCAUAACGUUGGUCUGUUAGCCCACGAUGGACGAGCUAUGGAGGGAGCACCCGAUCUUACGACAGCUCGGCAGUACUAUGAGAAGGCCUGUGACAGUGGAUUCGCUCCAUCCUGCUUUAACCUCAGUGCUAUGUUCAUUGAGGGCAAUGCCAAAGGACUGCAACCCGAUAUGACUCAAGCUUUGAAGUAUGCUAACAGAGCUUGUGAGCUGGGACAUGUAUGGGGCUGCGCCAAUGCAAGUCGUAUGUACAAACUCGGGGACGGUACAGAGAAGGACGAGAAGAAAGCAGAAGAGCUGAAGAAUCGUGCGAAGGAGCUGCAUGGUUUGCAGAAAGAAAGGCAGCUCAAGUUUGGGGAGUGAAGACUUAAAGUUAGAUUAUUGUUUUGGUCUGCAGACAUGUGUGGUGUUCAGUCAGGGUUUGUUGUGUGCGAAAGUAUGGGCACAACAAAAACAUGUUCCAGGUGCACAAAGGCAGAAGAAAAUAUGGUUAAAUGGAGGUGUUUGGGCUGCCUCAUUAAUAGUCUGUAUAGAUAAUUUCAGCCAAAUGUGUUCAAGUUGAUGCUGAUGGAAUUUAGCAAUAAAAUGAAUGGUGAUUCAUGA
This is a messenger RNA of Scatophagus argus, 1196 nucleotides long. Its product is annotated as cytochrome c oxidase assembly factor 7. Gene Ontology annotation, cellular component: mitochondrial intermembrane space. Gene Ontology annotation, molecular function: protein binding. Lineage: Eukaryota; Metazoa; Chordata; Actinopteri; Scatophagidae. The transcript has 3 exons. The record is from RefSeq and is a predicted model, not a curated record. The coding region runs from base 264 to 956 and encodes 230 amino acids.